Messenger RNA from Carcharodon carcharias (great white shark), 849 nucleotides. RefSeq names its product keratin-associated protein 4-4-like. The record is from RefSeq and is a predicted model, not a curated record. Bases 1 to 849 code for a protein of 282 amino acids. Gene Ontology annotation, cellular component: keratin filament. The transcript has 3 exons. NCBI's taxonomy places the organism in Eukaryota, Metazoa, Chordata, Chondrichthyes, Lamniformes, Lamnidae.
AUGGACCAUCUGGAGAAGGACAACAAGUUGCAACAAAGGGAUGAGCAGGAACAAGCAUUGUUUAUUGUUGCUGAAGAAGUCACAGAAGUGUUCUACACAAACAAGAACACCUGCUGCAAAAACACCUGCUGCAAAAACACCUGCUGCAAAAACACCUGCUGCAAAAACACCUGCUGCAAAAACACCUGCUGCAAAAACACCUGCUGCAAAAACACCUGCUGCAAAAACACCUGCGAGAACACCUGCUGCAAAAACACCUGCUGCGAGAACACCUGCUGCGAGAACACCUGCUGCGAGAACACCUGCUGCGAGAACACCUGCUGCAAAAACACCUGCUGCAAAAACACCUGCUGCAAAAACACCUGCUGCAAAAACACCUGCUGCAAAAACACCUGCUGCAAAAACACCUGCUGUGAGAACACCUGCUGUGAGAACACCUGCUGUGAGAACACCUGCUGUGAGAACACCUGCUGCGAGAACACCUGCUGCGAGAACACCUGCUGCAAAAAUACCUGCUGCGAGAACACCUGCUGCAAAAACACCUGCUGCAAAAACACCUGCUGCAAAAACAACUGCAGCAAGAACACCUGCUGCGAGAACACCUGCUGCGAGAACACCUGCUGCGAAAACACCUGCAGCAAAAACAACUGCAGCUCACUUACACCAUUUGCUCAGCACUACGAGUGGCAGUCACAGUCGCCAGACUUCUCCUCCAGCAUCUGGCUGGCGUUCUGUGCUUCGCUAUUCUGGGAAAGAUGGUUGCAAAGGGCUAAUUUGAAAGUGCUAUUGGAUUGGCUAAGCCAACAGUUUCAAUACUGUUUCAGUGGAAUAAGUACAAUAGAGCAGUAA